AGUUUAGCACUGAUAACGUGCUCGCCAUGUGCUCUUUUCCCAAAAAAACAUUUUUUUCAUUUCUUUCAUUGCGGUGAAUUUUUCUAAAUGAAAUUUCUAGUUUACUCUCUAUUACUUUUUCAUUUCUCUAGUUUUGUGGAAUCCAGUAAAUGUACGGAUUGUAUUGCAUCUGGAAAGCACUGGUGCGUCACAGUCAAUGAAUGUGGAUUCUCACCGUGUGUAACCUCGGUGUCUAAGCCACUCAACUGCCCGGAACUUCCUGAUAAAGCACAUGCUUACGAUGAUAAUUUUGUACGGACAAAGAUCGUGCCGAUGACCGCGGCCGCAAACAAUGUGAAUCCGGAAAAAUGCUUCAAGUCAAGAAUCCCUACAAUGUCGAUUUCCAAGACAUUUAGCACAAAUUGCUCAGAAGUCGGACCCCAAUCAAACUGCUUUGGCUUCACCUCCUUCGACACCACCCAGAAGGUCCUUGUGAUGUCAUUCAGGGGAACUGAUAGUCCUCUACAGCUGACCGAUGAGAUUUUGGACUUUUUCACCGGAAAAAAACAAUUCUUCCCGGACGCCGGCAAUAUUUUCACCUACUUUUACGAUGCCUUCUUCUUCCUCUGGAAUGCGGGCCUACAACAGGAUAUUCGCCAGCUCAAGUACAAAUAUCCAGAUUAUGAGCUCUGGGUAGUCGGACACUCCCUUGGAGGAGCAAUUGCCUCCGUUGCGGCUUCCUACGUAGUCCAUACGGGACUAUUCACCGGGGACAAGGUUAAGCUCGUCACUAUGGGACAGCCAAGAACCGGAGAUUAUGAUUAUGCCACGUGGCAUGACAAAACAUUCCCAUAUUCCUUCCGCAUCGUCCAUCAUAAGGAUAUUGUGCCCCAUAUUCCACCGCAAGAGGGAGCCGACAAGCUUUUCCAUCAUAGAACCGAAGUUUGGUACAACAACAACAUGACCACCACUGAUCCAUACCACAUUUGUGCAGAAGCCGAUGGCCUAUACUGUAGUAAUAGGCAACUGGAUACCGAUAUUCCCGAUCAUUUGACAUAUUUCGGCGUAUUUUUCCCAGAUUGGCAUUUUACAUGUUAAUUUAUUGAUUUUUAAAUGUAAAUUUAUUCAAUUUA
Molecule: messenger RNA, 1112 nt
Organism: Caenorhabditis elegans
Lineage: Eukaryota; Metazoa; Nematoda; Chromadorea; Rhabditida; Rhabditidae
Gene: C39B5.14
Product: Fungal lipase-type domain-containing protein
Exons: 7
Coding region: 88-1077 (329 amino acids)
Biological process (GO): lipid metabolic process
Source: RefSeq, marked reviewed